ACUAAAGAUUGUUUGAGGAAGUAACGAGCGAGGGCUAUGUUUGACCGGGUCUUUCUUAAGUAAAGGGGUUUUCCAACGAAACGUGGAAGGCUAGAUAUAAGAUGUGCUUUCAUGAUUGAUAUGAUUCAUGUAUCUGAUAGGAAUUUAUCAAUUACUGCCGUUGCCUUGGGGAUAAUCAAAGCCUUUCUGGAAUCACCUAAUGAUUUUUUUCGAAAUUGCUUAAAUAAGGUUAUCUUUUCUUUGGAAAUAAAUGCUGCUCUCAUUUUAAGCUUUUCGAGUCCACGAUGUGUAAGUUGGACAUUUCUGCUCAUGCUCAAAAAGCGACGAUAGACGUCCACUUGAUGGCAACAUCCAAUCACAAGCAAGGAAACAUUCUAUCUCGAAUGCUAGAUAUACAAAGCAAUCCACCUUGGCUAUUACUCGCUAAAUUUUAUCUCGCAUUUACGGGGAACUCCAAAAUUAUUCAGCGUGAAAUACCAAGACCGGAAAAGAUGUUUAAUUAAGAUGGUAUUUCAAAGAAUGUGUCAAAGGUAAAUGCUUUGAAAUUCAAAUUGGUAGAUCCAUUCAGCGAAGCAACACGGACUAAAAGGGUGACGUCGGCAGGCUGGCAUGAAAAGAGCCAAACAGAGUUAAAGUUCUUUAUUUUCCAAGAGACAGGGACUAAGGAAGUCACGCGGAGAAAAUAUCCGAGAAAGAUUAUAAAAGGACUUCAUCAAGACAUAAUCUAUUCAGAUUGAGAGAACGUAACGAAAGACGACACCAAUCGCUGAAAUCUAUCGCUCUAUACUUUUAGUGUUCUAGAACUGAUGUAGAGAGUGAGCGAAGAAAUCACUGACAAACGUUUUGUUACCUGCAUGAAGAAAACAGAAAGAGAAAGCGUUGGUGGACGGACGUGAGAUGGAUCUAUGGUCUUGGUCUGAUAAGUCAGCAUUUUGACAAGCGGCUCACACACCACUAGGAAGGGAUUUUCAAGAAAGAUCUUCAACACGGCGCGUGUCGUCACAUCUCUAAGUCAGUGUUAAUGAACUCGAGUGUGUACAUGUUUUUAUGUAUUUUUAAUCCGCCUUGCUCUUGGAGACUCUCGACCAACAAGAUCACGGAUAUAACAAAUCCCCAAGAUGACGACUGCAUUGUCAAAAAAAGACAUUCCGUUGUUAAUGAUUUCCAUUAUUGCUGUUGUAGCUAAUCUUUUCGUCUGUGUCCUCGUCUUCGCCAAGAGACGACUGCGUACCCGUACUAAUAAAUUCGUCGUCUCAUUGGCUAUAUCAGACAUUCUGAUCGCAGGCAUUUUACUCCCGAUAUGCCUUGCGCAGGUCAACCCGACUGUCAUCGCCUAUAUGGGUUCCAUCACCCUUUUGGCUGGGGUAGCUAACAUCAGUGUUGUUACAAUAGAUCGCUACAUUGCUGUGUUUAAACCGUUCAGAUACAGCGAGAUAAUGCGCCUCUGGUUCGCUAAGAUCAUUGUUCUCGCCUGGUCAUUAAGUAUUGCUGUUUCUCUUAUUCCGCUCUUCUGGAACACAGACCCGACGACAACGGCACAUCGCGUCUACAUCUACACAGCGCAAAUUGGCCUUGUCGUCUUCUCCUAUGUCUUAAUAUUUGUUGCGUAUAUCAGAAUCUUCCGUAAAGUCCACCAGACCGUCAAAAAAGAGAGAAUCUUAAUGCUAUCUUUAGCAAAAUCUCAUGGGCAGGAAUUCGAAAAUAAUUCAAGGGCGUCACCAAGCUCCUCCGAGUCGAAAGUUGCGCGAGUUUCUAUCAUAAUCGCAGCCAAUUUUAUGCUGACAUGGCUGCCAGUGGAAUACAUGACUUUCAUGGGUAACCUAGGAAAGGAAGAGUAUAUCCCGGAAUCCUUGUCUAGCAUCUCUUUUUACACCAUUGCCUUGGGUGCACUGAUCGAUCCCAUGGUUUAUUCUUACCUCAAGUCCGACUUUAGACAAGCCAUCAAGAGUUUAUUUGUAAAGCGGUCCCGAGAAAACGAGAUGAGUAGCACGCAAGGGUUUCUGGGACAGACAAGACGGCUGGAAAGUGGACAACGAUCUACACUCAUAUAAAAAACGAUGGACAUACGAUACUUGGAGUAUUCCCUUAUAAAAAACAGGAUAACGAGUCAUUAAACAGCUAACGGCAAAAUGUAGAUAUUAAAGCUUUAAAGCCAAAUUACUAAAUCGCAAUUUUGACUGCGCUCCAAUCAUAGUAAAAAUCGAUCACUUCGGUCUACUGUUCUACCGUCUAUACUAUCUCUCCCCCAGGCCAAUACAGAUAAGUAUAAAUUACUUUCCUUAGAAACUAUAGGCCGGAAACGAUACAAUACGAAAUGGUAGAUUUUUUUCUUCUGCUAGAGACUGUGGAACAAAAAUAUGUUUUUUUCUAAGACAGAACGGGUAAAAUAAAUAAGAAUGUGAAUUUUGGAUUCGUGAUGCGAGUUGAGAGGAGAACAAAUAUGUCCCUGAUAACAACUGUUUUUCAAGUGUGCGUCUGUGCGAUCUUAAUGGGUUUAUUGCUAUCCAUGUAGACUGAAAUGUCCCCAGGUCAUGCACACAUCGUUUUCACACUAAAAGUAAAGAGGUGAAAAUAUUAAACUUCGAGUUUAUGGAUUUUAAAAAGACAAUAAAGAAUCUUACAAUAUGAAUAUCUUGUUGAGGAAGUCAUGCUGAGAUGAGAUGCUUGCUAAAACACUUGACCGAACCCUUCAGCAGUAUUUAAAUUGCUGUUAAAGCUGUUAAACUCAGGGCAAAUAAAACAAAAUUUAAUCAAAUGAAAUAAAAUAUUCUCCGUGA
Actinia tenebrosa (Australian red waratah sea anemone) is the source of this 2777-nucleotide messenger RNA. RefSeq names its product octopamine receptor beta-2R-like. The record is from RefSeq and is a predicted model, not a curated record. Gene Ontology annotation, biological process: G protein-coupled receptor signaling pathway. Gene Ontology annotation, cellular component: plasma membrane. NCBI's taxonomy places the organism in Eukaryota, Metazoa, Cnidaria, Anthozoa, Actiniaria, Actiniidae. Gene Ontology annotation, molecular function: G protein-coupled receptor activity.